This is a messenger RNA of Lodderomyces orthopsilosis Co 90-125, 1590 nucleotides long. It is a transcript of the gene ADE4, whose product is annotated as amidophosphoribosyltransferase. The coding region runs from base 1 to 1590 and encodes 529 amino acids. NCBI's taxonomy places the organism in Eukaryota, Fungi, Ascomycota, Pichiomycetes, Serinales, Debaryomycetaceae. Gene Ontology annotation, cellular component: cytoplasm. Gene Ontology annotation, molecular function: amidophosphoribosyltransferase activity. Gene Ontology annotation, biological process: purine nucleotide biosynthetic process; purine nucleobase biosynthetic process. The record is from RefSeq and is a predicted model, not a curated record. The transcript has a single exon.
AUGUGUGGUAUACUAGGUAUUGUAUUGGCUAAUCAACAUAUCAAUGUUGCCCCUGAGUUAUUUGAAGGAGCCAUGUUUUUACAACAUCGUGGUCAAGAUGCCGCUGGUAUUGCAACUUGUGGGCCCAAGGGUAGAUUAUACCAGUGUAAAGGAAAUGGAAUGGCCCGCGAUGUUUUCACUCAACAAAGGAUGUUGAAUCUUAUUGGAAAUAUGGGAAUUUGUCAUUUGCGUUAUCCAACUGCUGGUUCAAGUGCCGGAUCAGAAGCUCAACCUUUCUAUGUCAAUAGUCCCUAUGGUAUUUCUUUGAGUCAUAAUGGUAAUUUGGUCAACUCAAUAGAGUUGAGAAAACAUUUAGAUGAAGUUGUUCAUCGUCAUAUCAAUACUGAUUCCGAUUCGGAAUUGUUAUUGAAUAUCUUUGCUUCGGAAAUGGACAAGUUUAAUAAAAGUAGAGUCAAUAAUGCUGAUGUGUUUACCGCGUUGGCUGAGACCAUGCAAAGAAUUAGAGGUGCUUAUGCUUGUGUUGCCAUGUUGGCAGGAUAUGGUCUUAUUGGAUUCAGAGAUCCAAAUGGUAUUAGACCAUUGUUGAUUGGUGAAAGAGUUAAUGAAAAUGGAACCAAGGAUUUUAUGUUGUCAUCAGAAAGUGUUGUUUUGAAAUCACAUGGUUUCAAGAAAUUCCGUGAUGUACAUCCAGGAGAAGCAGUAAUUAUUCAAAAAAAUGGUGAUCCUGAAUUUAAACAAGUUGUUAAACCAAAGAUUUUUGCACCUGAUAUUUUUGAGUAUGUUUAUUUCGCUAGACCUGAUUCAGUAUUGGAUGGUGUAUCAGUAUACAGAUCCAGAAUCGAAAUGGGAAUUAAAUUAGCCAACAAGAUUAAACGUGAUAUGGAUGAAAAUGAUAUUGAUGUUGUCAUAUCUGUUCCUGAUACUGCAAGAACUAGUGCUUUCCAAUGUGCUGUCAGUUUAGGUAAACCUUAUCGUGAAGGGUUUGUUAAAAAUAGAUAUAUCGGGAGAACAUUCAUCAUGCCCAAUCAACAAGAAAGAAGAUCAUCAGUGAGGAGGAAGUUGAAUGCUAUGGAUUCAGAAUUUGAAAAUAAAAAUGUUCUUAUUGUUGACGACUCAAUAGUAAGAGGUACAACUUCAAAGGAGAUUGUCUUGAUGGCAAGAGAAGCUGGUGCCAAAAAGGUGUAUUUUGCAUCAUGUGCUCCCCCAAUCAGGUACAAUCAUAUUUACGGUAUCGAUUUAGCUGAUACUAAAGCCCUUGUUGGGUUCAAUAGAACCGAAGAAGAAAUUUCCGAAGUAAUUGGAGCAGACAAGGUGAUUUAUCAAGAUUUACAUGAUUUAGUUGAUUGUUGUAAAUCCGACAAGAUUAAAGAAUUUGAAGUUGGUGUCUUUACCGGUGCUUAUAUCACUGGGGUUGAAGAUAACUAUUUACAGGAAUUGGAAAAAAUUAGGGCUCAAAAUCAACGUUUAACUGAAUUACAAAACGGUACUGCAUUGAAAGGAUUUAGUGUUGAUGCAUGUAUAGAUCAAGGAGAUAUGGUUGAUGUUAAAGCUGAAGUUGAUAUAAGUAUUUACAAUCGUGGUGAUUACUAA